Molecule: messenger RNA, 627 nt
Organism: Durusdinium trenchii
Lineage: Eukaryota; Dinophyceae; Suessiales; Symbiodiniaceae
Source: the annotation of a GenBank genome assembly
AUGGACAGAACAUCGACAGGGCUAAGACGCUGUGAGUUGCUGCCGAGGACUUACGUGUGCGAGAACUUGGUCAAGCCGCUCACCUUCGCAGUGCAGCACUCCUUCGCGGAGCUGGUCGGCAGCACUCCAACGCCGGUGCAGUGGUUCGUGAGCCACUUUUGGGGCUCAGCGUUCCGACACUUCUCGGAGACCGUUCAGAAGCAUGCGGCGCAAGUGGCCUUGGAGCCCGACUCUGUAGCCUACUGGGUGUGCACCUUCAGCAAUAACCAGUGGGCAGUGGAUGAUGAGCUUGGCCACGGCGAGGUUUGUCAGUCCUCCUUCUACCUGGCACUGCGGAGCAGGAGCUGCCGAGGGACAGUGAUGGUCAUCGAUGAGUUGGCCAUGCCCUUGACGCGUGUGUUUGUUCGAAGUGCUCCAGACGCUGCAGCUCUCGCAGAACCCAAGCUUCGAAGGUCUGCUGCUGUGCACGCCCUCGGGGGUCUUGCAAGAUGGCCGUGCUGGGACGGACGUGGCGAUGGAGGUCGCCAGGAAGUUGUCCCAGCUGGACUUGAGGGAUGCAGAGGCGACCUCGCAAAAGGACAAGGAGCUGAUCGAGUCGGAGGUCCUGCGAACUGUGGGAGGCUUUGA